Molecule: messenger RNA, 838 nt
Organism: Nicrophorus vespilloides
Lineage: Eukaryota; Metazoa; Arthropoda; Insecta; Coleoptera; Silphidae
Product: parafibromin-like
Exons: 6
Coding region: 67-642 (191 amino acids)
Biological process (GO): transcription elongation by RNA polymerase II; positive regulation of transcription elongation by RNA polymerase II
Cellular component (GO): Cdc73/Paf1 complex
Molecular function (GO): RNA polymerase II complex binding
Source: RefSeq, a predicted model, not a curated record
AUUAUUGUACACAAUACUACAAUAGUUUGCAAUUGUUCUUAUAACAAUUUCUGGAGGUGCGCAAAGAUGACGGACCCACUGACUCUUCUCCGAGAAUACAAUGUUAACAAGAAGGAAAUCAUCGAGAGGGAUGAUCAGAUCAUCUUCGGCGAGUUUUCCUGGCCGAAAAAUGCCAAGACCAACUGCCAGAUCUGGGGGUUUGGCAAGGAUGGUAAGACAAAAGAACACUACACUUUGGAAAGCCUACUUUACAUACUCAAAAACAUUUCAUUGGCCCAUCCAGUUUAUGCAAGACAGGCAGCUGACGAGAAGAUGAUUGCUGUGAAGAGGCCAGAUAGGAAGAAGCUGUUGGCCUACUUGAAUGGUAAAAGUACAAGUUGCCCAGCCAUUGAUGAGAGUGCUCCAAUAGAAUUACCAACUCAAGUGAAAAGACCUGCAGCACACGAUGAACCUGAUACUACAACUAAGAAACCGCACUUUGACGAUUUCCACGUGCGUGAGCAAAUAGAAGACGCGGUUAAGGAAACUUCAGUCGCAAUUGAUAGCAUCAAGUCGUUGACGGAAGUAAUGUCUGUGGAGAAGAUAGCUGCUAUCAAAGCUAAGCGCCUGGCAAAGAAGAGGAUUAUCGGUACAGACCAAUAGUACUUCUAGUGCAUGCUCUUUAUCCUCAAGAACAUGACAUGAUAUAUUUGUGAGGUGGAAGCAUUGCCUUUGAGGAAUUACCCGCUCAGGACGAAUGCAAAUUAUGAUGGACCUGAUAAUAUUUUCUAAGAAAUCUCGCAUCGUAAAUUUUUACGAUCUGAAUUCUGGAAGCCCAGUAAUAUUUAUUUUGUUAGAA